Messenger RNA from Polychytrium aggregatum, 228 nucleotides. RefSeq lists its product as uncharacterized. The transcript is spliced from 3 exons. NCBI's taxonomy places the organism in Eukaryota, Fungi, Chytridiomycota, Chytridiomycetes, Polychytriales. The coding region runs from base 1 to 228 and encodes 75 amino acids. The record is from RefSeq and is a predicted model, not a curated record.
AUGAAAGGACCUGCUGCCGCCGCCGCCGCUACCGCUGCUGUGCCAAAGGGCCCAAUCAAGAUCAGCUACACCCUCGGCUUGCUGGCCAUGCUCACCGGCUGCUACCUCGGAAGCGUCGCCGUCCAGGCCUACUACAAAGUCGAUAUGACCAUUCCGGACUAUGUUGGGGAACUGAGCCGGCUGCGGGACGAAGAGGCGUCGACUGGACCCAAGCCAAGCAGCCAGUAA